CACUUCAAGUUGUUCACUGACAGACAUGAAAUGGUGUUUCUGUACGCUGUAGCUUUUCGUUAAUCGAUCAGAUAGAGCAGCAGAAGCCGUGGCUGGAGGAGAUUUUAGAUUAAAGCUCAAAUAUUUAAUUGAGGAUCAUUUCAUACAUCACAGUGCCUGACUGAAGACGAGACAAGAAGAUGGGAGCAUCUGAGUCUCAUCAAGAGAAAAGGAUUGUUCUUCUUGGGAAAACUGGAGAUGGCAAGAGCAGCGCGGGGAACACGAUUCUCAAACAAGAGGUGUUCAAGAGCAAAGCUUCACCUGAAUCUGUGACAGCCGAGUGUGUCAGCGGAGAUCGAAAGGUUGAUGGAAAGAAGAUCACAGUCAUCGACACCCCUGGACUCUUCGACACCGCCGUCGAUGAGGAAACCAUUAAAUCCGAGAUCAUUAGAUCAGUGAUCGAGAGCUCUCCAGGUCCAGACAUGUUCACCAUCGUCCUGAAGGUCGGCAGAUACACAGGACAUGAGAUGGAGAUUGUGGAUAAAAUUGUCGAAUACUGUGGAGAAGAUACAUUUAAUCACUCUGUGGUUUUGUUCACUCACGGAGAACAGCUAGAAGGUCAAACCAUCGAGGAGUUUGUGAAGAUGAGUCCAAAACUUCAGGAGCUCGUUAAUAAAUGUGGAGGUCGCUGUCACGUCAUUGACAGCAAGUACUGGAAGAAACGGCAAAUGGGAUACAGAAGCAACAGAGUCCAGGUGAGGAAACUCCUGGAGACCAUCGAGGAGAAGCUGAAGGACAACAAGAACAGCUGCUACACCAAUGAACUGCUUCAGAUGGUGGAGGAGGAAAUUCAAGAGGAGGUCAAGAGCAUGAACGAGGUUAGUUUGUCUCCAGAGGAAAAACGGGAGAUCGCGAAAAAGAUUGUACAUAAGAAACUUCUAAUUCGACUUGCUGGAGUCGCUACAGGGACUCUGACUGGAGCUUUUCUGGGCAUCGGAGUUGCUGUGGCAUCUGUCGUUACUUUACUGAAAGCCGUAACAAUAGCAGGAGCUGCGGCAGCCGGAGCUUCAGGACUAGCGGCUGGAGCCUCAGGAUUAGCAGCCGGAGCUUCGGGACUUGUGUCUGGAGCUUCAGGACUUGCAGCUGGAGCUUCGGGACUGGCAGCGGGGACGGUGGCAGUGGAGGCAGGGCUGGUCACUGGUGCCAGCGCAGGCAUUGGUGCAGGUCUUGGAGCGGCCGCUGGUUCAGGAAUCACUGCAGGGAUUGUUGUCGGAGCUGCAGCUCUUGCCGGAGCGAUCGGUGGAGGAGUUGCUGGAUGCAAAGCAGCGGAUGAAUCUGAUUCAGUGUGUGACGCUAUUAUAAAUGCAGCAAAACUCAAUUAUGAGAAUGCCAGGGGUGUGGUGAAAAAAGCACAAAAACAUCAGCACAAACUUUUGAAAAUUGAAAAGAAUGAUAAUUAAGGAACAGACCAAUUUUAAUUAAUCUAUCCCCAAGGUUUUGCAGACAAGCUUAAGGCCAGGUAUACUUAAAACAAAAACGAAGAACAAACUGAAAGGAUGUAAAAGCUGGCCAAAACUAAGGUUGUAUUGGCAGUAUGAAACAGCUCACCAAAGCGACCUUUUGGGGAGUUAGUUUUGGCUUGUAAACACAUUUGCACUACCAUUGAUGCUACAAUUACCCAAUCAUGGGUGUUUUCUGGAACUCAAACUUGUUGCUUUGUAUCUCAUAUACACGGAGGUCAGACAGGAGAACAACAUCCCACACAACAAGUUAACAACAUGAAUACAACGGAGAGUUGAGUAAGAGCUGAUACAGAUGUACUUGCAACAGUGUGAUCACUUGUGGAGAGAUUUUAAAGACUCUUAAGUUCUUUAGGGUAGUCCUAGAAUUAAUUGCAUGUUUGAUAUCUCUCAAAGGUGGCAUAGAAUGAAUAUCUGAAUAUACCUAGGCAUAGCUGAGUGAUCAUGUUCAGUACAUGGAAAGGCAUACCGUGAGCUUCAAACAACAUAGUUUUCCUGUGAGGGUAAAUCCCAUGAAAAUUAAAUCCCAGUAAAAGAAAGGCCAGUCAGAACAAAACACAGACUGUUAUGAUUCAUAGGGGAUCAUUGGGAUUCUCAGGGGAUGAUUGAACUAAUGAACUCUAGGGCACCUUUAAUGGAUGGCAUGGUGGCACAGUGGGUAGCACUGUCACCUCACAGCAAGAAGGUUGCUGCUUCAAGCUCCGGCUGGGCCAGUUGGCAUUUCUGUGUGGAGUUUGCAUGUUCUCCCCGUGUUGGCGUGGGUUUCCUCCGGGUGCUCCGGUUUCCCCCACAGUCCAAACACAUGCAAUAUAGCUGAAUUGGGGAAGCUUAAUUGUCCGUAGUGUAUGUGUGCAUGUCCUGGUCCUCCAGGUUGGGGGUUGAGCGUUGGGCUAACGAAUAGGGUUGGGCAAUGUCGACCAAUUUGGCAUCAUACAAUGUUUAAAUUGAAACAUCGCGAUGGAAGACGGUGAAUUAAUUAUUUAUGAAUAAUUCAUUAAUUAAUAACGAAUUAAUUAUUUGUAGCCUACCGUGUCAACUAAUAAAUAAAGUUAAACACACAUUACCACCUGUCAAUCACUUUUUCCACGGGACUCUGGCACGAAUAGGCAGAGUGAUCGGUGUCAUUAUAAUGGCAUCCACAAACUUGGUUGGUAAAAAAGCUGCACAACCAACAGGAACCAACCAACAGUAUCUGAGGUUUAGCUAAAAUUACCUAGCAAAAGCGUGAAGUCGAAAGAUUGAAGCAGUGUAAUGAUGCUGUGACACGUUACCUGAUAGAUUCAAAAGACUGAAGAGUCGUUAGAUAGAGUCAAGAUUAAUUAAAUAUCACCUAUAAUAACUAUAGUGAGACGCCAUCCAGCGGUACAUCCUUGAUAAACAGUCCGACGUGCACUGCUCUAUGGGCUGACUGCUGGAGCUCAGACGCUGCAGCGCAUGACAGAGAGUGUGUGUGUGGUCAUGUGAUGUUCGUUCUCAGCGGUAUAGUGUGAAAGGAGAGCUUUUCAGAAACGCUAGAUGAAACACCAGUGUCUACAUGGACCGCGUUUGUUCUGAAAUGCUAUUUGUAAGCGGGGCCUCAGUCUGUAUUUUUUUGCGAGUAGGUUGCUGCUGCGACGGGGGCGGGGCGGAGGAUCACGAUGCCGGCUCAGCAUCAUGAUGGGUAUUAGCCAUCGUCUAUCGACCCAACCCUACUAACGACCCACCUCGUAAAAAUGAGAUGUUACGAAACACCAAUAUGGUGAGGCUAAAUAUCAACUUUAAUAUAAACGAUCCUGGCACCUUCAACCCUGCUGAAAAAUCCAGCUUAAACCAGCCUAG
Danio aesculapii is the source of this 3317-nucleotide messenger RNA. Its product is annotated as GTPase IMAP family member 7-like. Gene Ontology annotation, molecular function: GTP binding. NCBI's taxonomy places the organism in Eukaryota, Metazoa, Chordata, Actinopteri, Cypriniformes, Danionidae. The record is from RefSeq and is a predicted model, not a curated record. Gene Ontology annotation, cellular component: membrane. The transcript has 2 exons. Bases 180 to 1439 code for a protein of 419 amino acids.